AUGACUGAUUUGGGGCAGCUUCAAUACUUUCUUGGUUUGGAAGUAAGUCAAACUCAGGAUGGUGGUUUUAUUUCACAAGAAAAAUAUGCUCAGAGUUUACUGAUCAAGUUUGGUAUGAAAGACUGCAAUGGUGAAGAUGUUCCUAUGAGUUCUUAUGACAAGUAUCAGGCAGAUGAUGGUGAAGACAAGGUUGAUGAGACAAAAUAUCGAAGCUUAGUUGGAGGCUUAAUCUAUCUUACUCACACACGGCCAGAUCUUGCUUAUGCAGUUGGAGUUUUAUCCAGAUUCAUGCAGUCUCCAUCCAAGAUCCAUGUUGGUGCAGCUAGAAAAAUUCUAAGAUAUGUUGCUUCUACGUCUGAGUAUGGUAUUUGGUACAAAAAGAAUGAUAAACUCAAGCUUGUUGGAUAUUCAGACAGUGAUUGGGCAGCUUGUGUUGAUGAUAGGAAAAGUGUUGGUGCCUAUGUUUUUGCUGUUGGUAGUGGAGUUGUUUCGUGGAGUUCAAAGAAACAAAAUACAGUUGCUCUCUCUAGUACUGAAGCUGAGUAUAUCUCAGCUACUAGUGCAACGUGUCAAGGCAUUUGGAUCAGAAGAAUUUUAGAAGAUUUGGGGCACGUUUAG
Messenger RNA from Helianthus annuus (common sunflower), 618 nucleotides. RefSeq names its product secreted RxLR effector protein 161-like. The coding region runs from base 1 to 618 and encodes 205 amino acids. The record is from RefSeq and is a predicted model, not a curated record. The transcript has a single exon. Lineage: Eukaryota; Viridiplantae; Streptophyta; Magnoliopsida; Asterales; Asteraceae.